Molecule: messenger RNA, 585 nt
Organism: Paracoccidioides lutzii Pb01
Exons: 4
Coding region: 1-585 (194 amino acids)
Source: RefSeq, a predicted model, not a curated record
AUGACUGAUGCCCCGUCCCUGACAUUCCCGAUCCUGAUGAAUCUGCCACGUCGAAAUCGUUGCCUAAGAAAAGCUCGCAUUCAAGAACUGGAGAAUAAGGAGAAGGAGCAUGAGGUACAGAUUCUGAUGCUAAUAGAGGAAAGAGAUCAGUUUCGUAAUGCAUUGGCUUGGAAGGCCGCUGGACAUAAAAACCCACAGUUCAUUGCAGCAGUAUCCGAAUACCCUCCUGGCGUUCGCCCUUCCGCUCCCUAUCCCACUCGCGAGCCCACCACGCCUCCCCAUUUCCUGAAAACCCUUUUCUACGCCUUCGCCCUUUACAACAGUAUCAAAUUCCUCAGUCGUACUGCCGCCACUGCCUUUGGUCAUUGCACGAGGUUGGAGGACGUUGAGGAGUCCUGGACUCCUAAACACGUUAUUGAUCUCCAAUUUCGCCAGCUUGAAUUUCAGAAGCAUUUCUUUCACUACUUCCACGAGUUUCUCAUCCUCCGAGUUCCUUCUUUCCUAAAACGGGCAAUCAUGGCCUUCACUUCGUCAGACUCGUUGCAGCCCUUUAGAGCUGGAAGCAUCAGCUCAUUCUGCGCCUGA